CCGCCAAAUGCCACCGCACCCCAGGGACCUUAGUAACGCCGCUAGGAGCCAUGGCGGUAACCACCACCAGCCCCCCUAUGAACCCGGGAGGAGAGCACAUCACCGUAUACACAGCAAGGCCUCCUGUAUCACAGCCCGAGAUAGACAACGGCACACGGGCCAGCGGAGCUGCAAACACCACCACCAUAAUUGUUGGCAUCCUUGUCCCAAUCAUUUUAAUUGGCGUGGGUGCCCUCAUCUUCUACGUUUGGUAUCGUCGCAAAUAUCCUGUGAGAAUGGGGAUCGGUAGGAAUUUCACAACGUUUUCCAACCCUGCCUAUAGCAAAAAAGAAUCAUCUGUUACUUUAGUUCGUGAUGAUCCUGAAAAACUAUACAGAACACUAUCAAGACGAAAUCCAGCUACUAUUGAAGAAAGAAUAGAUGAAGUCGAUGGUCAAGUAAAUCCCGCCUUUGAACCUGAACAAAGUCCCGAACUAGCAACUGUUGAGAUGAGGUCUAAUUCCGGUAUACCGGCAGUUUCUAAUAUAUCAACAGACACUAAGAACAAAGUCCAGCCAGUAGAAUCUGAUAUAGCUCCCAUUAAAGCUGUUGGACGAGAUCGACCACGAAAACGUGCUACGUUGAUAAGGAUUGACGUUGCAGACAAGGAACUUGAUAACAACUUUGACCCAGUAACUGAAUCAGAUCUUGGUAUAAGAACGGCAAGCGAUAUGAGUAUUGGCAAUGAUAGCACUGACACGCACACUAUAAAUCUUUCAUUUUCAGGCAUUCACGAUAAUAGGCCGGAAAGUAUGGAGAGGUCAAGAAGUGAGCAAUUUCUUUGGACACAUAAUGAUGCGUCCUUUUCCAAUACUACUCUUCAGCAAAAGGGAAGGUCUCAAAGUGAUUCAUUUGCAACUCGUAUAAAAUCCAACGAAUCAAGAAAGCAAGAUAGAAAACUGACUUUUGAAAACGCAUGUAGCGAACCAUUGGACGAGAACAAAACAGACAGCAUUGAUGAGUUUGAAAAACUAGAGAAAAUGAUAGAUAGUUCAGAGAAAUUCAGUGAAAAACAUUACAUUCCACAGUUGGAAAGUAAAGAGACAAUCUCCCAUAAUGACAAUGAUCCUGCAGAAAUGAUGGGUGAUGAAACUAAUGUUAUUAAUGUGUCAAUACAAAACCUCAAAUCGGAUGAAAAUGAUAGUUCUACUGUCGAAGACAUUGACAAGCUUGACGAGAAAAAUGGUCAAUCGUUAAAUCCAGUGGAUCUUACCGAUGACAAUAACGAUACAGAAACAACUGUUACUGACCAAGAAUUGGAAACAAAUGCUGAUAGUAUUGCUGAAAGAGAAGAAGACGUUUCGUUAGAGACCAAACUUGUUUGUCGGCAGCAAUCAAAACGACCAUCAUUGACAUUAUCGAAGGAAAACAUUGUGAUGGACCAAGAAAUGCCCACUAUUCUUGUUCAAGAUGAAAUUAUAUUUGAGCCCGAGACACCAAAUCCGAUCGAUCUUCACUGUUCUCCAGCCACGAGUCCUAGGCGAGGGAGACGGGCCUUCACAUUAAACGACAUAGCUGUGAAAUUGCCGGUAUCUAAUUAUCAAGAUGAUGAUCGUGCUGGAGAUGAAAAAUCCAGGUCCACCCCUGCCAUUUAUUCUGGUGUACCGACUGAAUAUUUCUGGAAACAAUCUAAAGAACAGGAAAUACGCGGCGACAGUGUAGUUAAAACUUACGAGGAAAAGGACGAUAUGAAAAAUUCAAACAUUGACCAGAACAGUGAAAUACAGAAUAGUCAACCAAGUAUUCUAAAUACAAAAGAAGCAAAUGCAAGAAGUGGCCAAUCGUUAAUAAACGAAAAUCCGUUCUCAUUUAUACCUAACGAUGUAUGUAUUAACAACAAUACUGAUAAGACACACUCCGAUCUUAUCAUUCCAGAUAUGUCUCAAAUAAAUACGAAUGCAGAAAGUAGUGACUUGAAAGAAUUUGACAAUAUUAAAAGAGGCCCAAAUAUUUCUGAGGCUGAUGAUACUGUAUUGCAAGAAACAGUAAAUUCAAUAGAUAGUCUACGUAUUGAUACUUCAGAUGCCAAUGUUCCCGAUUCUUUUCCAAGCUCAGUAGCAUUCGAAUUAACAUCACCUACCAUAGACGUAGAAGACCAUCAACAUUCUGAUGAUUCCAAAGACGAGAUGAGUAAAAGAAAAAUUUCCGCUUUCGUGUUUGACUCUGAAGCAGAUAACGAAGAAAGUUAUAGCUCUGACAACGAGUCUACAAAAUCUAACGAGGAUUCUUCCCACGAAGGUUCUGAAUCAGUCGAAUUUCAGAAAGGUGUUCUUGAUGAGAAAAGUCAAGACGUCAUAGAUGAGCAAGUAGGUUUUAAAAAUAUUGAUGAUAUGACCAUGCCAUUCGAAGAGUCUUUGAAUUUUUUAGCCGGGUCCUCAGCAGCAACAGUUUUGGGACAAGGAGAAUGCAAAGAUGCAAACAGUUCCAACAUUGAAACAGUCAAUGCUACAGGUGUUGGUUUUGAAUGUUUUGAGAAAAGCAUAACAGAAAUUUCGAACGAUUCUGGGAAUAUGAUAAGAAGUAAGGAGGGAAGCACUAACUCUAACGUUUUAGGUGAAGUGUUGCUAGAUGUGCACGGUAAUGUAAAUGACCAAUCUUCGGCGUAAGAAUAAAGUGUGAGUGUAUCCUAUACGAAAAUGCGUUUUAUUCAACUCUCUCGUUACAAACAACAACAACAACAACAACAACAACAACUCGUAUUGAGGUGCAUAUACUGAAUCAUGAUUAAUUAAACAUUGUGUAAGUGAUUAUGAUAUUUUGUCAUAUCUGUUACAGAGUGUGCAAACGCUUGGCAAAUCAUAACGAAUACGAAAUAGUGUGUGAAAUAAACAUUAUAUAUGUUAUUAUAAUAUUAUGUAUUGAUAUUUUUUUGGUUCCUGUAGAAUAUGAAUUGCAUUUCUGUAACUGUUAAGGUAAAAGUCAUCGCUCUGAAUACAUGGAAUGAGUCAAAUUAAAUAGAAUAUAAUUGUAAUAUGUUUUGUUUUUAAAUAUAUUGUACAUAUUAAACUAUCUAUAUCUUAAUACCAUGAAUUGAAAUUGUUUAUUGUCUGUUAUAUAUAUGUGUUUGUCGUUUAUUCUGUUGUUAAAUGAUGGGACAGUACUAAGUCUAAGUUAAGCCCUCAUAAUUUUUGAAAUUGUUUCCCCUAAAGCAUUAUAUACUGAGUAUUUUUAAUAAAUGCCAUUCCAUAACAGUUGAAUUACAUUCUAUAUAGACAUUAAAUUGUUGUCCAGGGGUCUUAGACUAUGCAUGGUUUAUAUUUAUAUGUUGACUUUUAAGUGAGAUAUCGCCUAGUAGCCCACACGAGUGUAAAUAGCAGUCAUCGCCGGAACUAAUAUGGCAUUUUGAUUUUGGAGGGGACACAGCUCUCACAGUUGGUGUGGACGGUGUGGGGUCGCACAGCAAGGAGAUGUUGUUUAGUGGCUUUUUAUUAAAGUAUUAAAGUAU
This is a messenger RNA of Mya arenaria, 3484 nucleotides long. RefSeq lists its product as uncharacterized. The record is from RefSeq and is a predicted model, not a curated record. The coding region runs from base 51 to 2645 and encodes 864 amino acids. Lineage: Eukaryota; Metazoa; Mollusca; Bivalvia; Myida; Myidae. The transcript is spliced from 3 exons.